AAACUGCUUCCUAGUCCCUCGGAAAGGCACAGUCCGCGAACAGUCCUCGUCCGACUCAGAUCAACCUGGAGGUUUGCUUUUACAGGAGCACUCAAUAGUUCUAUCAAGUGUUGUCUUUUGCUUUGCAAAUUUUACCAAGUUCAACAAUGAAGGCCUUCGUGUUGGGAUCAGUGCUGCUGCUGGCUUCGGUCUGCUCCGGAUCGUACAUUCCUGCCGAUACCCCUGAAGUGGCUGCUGCCAAGGCUGCUCACCUCGCUGCCCACGCUCACGUUGCCGCUCAUGCUGCGCCAGCCCAUAACCAUUGGGGCCCAGCUCAUGAUGGCCCAGCGCAGAAGUGGCACGGACCCAUCCACAUCCCACAGAUCCACAACGGUGUCCCAGUCGAAACCCCAGAAGUUCAGCAUGCCAAGGCUUUCCACGCUGCCGCUUACGCUAAGGUUUCCGCUUACCCUAGCCAUGGUCCAGCUCCACUGCACGCCCCAGUUGCGCCAGCCCACCUCGGAGCCGGAGCCUGGCACGGACCCCAGCACGUUCCAGUCAUCCACAACGGAGUCCCAGUCGAAACCCCAGAGGUCCAGCACGCCAAGGCUGCUCACCUGAACGCUCUGGCCAGCGCUGGUGCUCACGGACCCGCCCCAUGGGCCGCGCACGGUCAUGGACACGAAGAUGAUGGCUCCUACAAGCCACACUUGUACGAGGCCCCUCACUACUAAGUCACCCAUUCGCCAAAAACGCCUCCAUUCCACGAAUGCCAAACCUUAGGAAUUAGCCAUUUGUAUAAUACUCAUCAACUCUGUCCAUGCCCGAUGCCUUGGAACGACUAUUGUAAGAAGACCGCAUUUCAUACAAACACGCCGUAAACACCACACAACUAUUGAGUGCCACGUAGAAUUGUCAAAUAGGAAGAGUUCUUCCACAAAUGCCACUGAAAUAACAUCAACAUCAGCACGUUACUCCUCGAAGUCAAGAACCAUCGAAGUAGACCGUGCUGGUGGUCACAUUUGUGGGAGUAGCUUCCAAACGAAUGCUAAGAAAUGUCAAAUCGAUCGAAGAUUGCUUAGAUCGAAGUCUGUUUACUAUAAGGGAGCAACAUCAUGAACUACAAUCUCCAGGAGAUUCCGAAAAGCAGGCUCUAGAAAAGAUUAAGAGUGAGACGGAAGCCCAUCAGCGCGAUGUGGCUUCCACUGAGCGUACGCGGUCGUGUUUGUACUCUGUAUGAAUGAUUUUGUAAAAUGAACUGAAUGAAACUGCCAAUUGCAAAGCAAAAGAUUUAAAGAAUCUUAA
Armigeres subalbatus is the source of this 1284-nucleotide messenger RNA. RefSeq names its product cuticle protein 18.7-like. The coding region runs from base 147 to 713 and encodes 188 amino acids. The transcript is spliced from 2 exons. NCBI's taxonomy places the organism in Eukaryota, Metazoa, Arthropoda, Insecta, Diptera, Culicidae. The record is from RefSeq and is a predicted model, not a curated record.